AUGGAUGGACAAAACAAGAAACAAAGAAACAAAUGUGCAGGAGGAGGAGAGGAGGAGAGAAGAGAAGGGAGACACGACGAACCAGGCAAAACGGCCGUUGGGUGGUGGGGUGCGGAUGCGGCGCAGCAGGCAAGAGCAGGGGCGCCAAGGGCUGGCUUCGUUGGAUUGGGGAGCCGCAACGCCACAGGUCAAGUACGGAAGGCGCUUAGGGCGCUGUAA
Molecule: messenger RNA, 219 nt
Organism: Sporothrix schenckii 1099-18
Lineage: Eukaryota; Fungi; Ascomycota; Sordariomycetes; Ophiostomatales; Ophiostomataceae
Exons: 1
Coding region: 1-219 (72 amino acids)
Source: RefSeq, a predicted model, not a curated record